Messenger RNA from Striga hermonthica, 852 nucleotides. The record is from the annotation of a GenBank genome assembly. Lineage: Eukaryota; Viridiplantae; Streptophyta; Magnoliopsida; Lamiales; Orobanchaceae.
AUGGAGAAGGCCCUUGUGAAAGUUGGGAGCCUAAAAGCAGGCACGUUUUGGGUCUCCAAGAAAGCCAAACAAGAAAUCUCCAACAUCUCUCAAGACCUCUCUACACUUUCCAACACUGUAGAAGAGAAAGCAAAAUGGAUUUUUAACAAGCUCAAAGGGAAGCCAACUAAAUCCCUGCCCGAUCUCCUCAGGGAAAACAAUCUCCCACAAGGCCUUUUCCCUCAGAACAUAACAUGCUACGAAUUUGACGAGAUAAAAUCGAAGCUGGUGGUGUACCUUUCAUCCCCAUGCGAGGUGUGCUUCAAGGACUCGUCUGUCAUAAGAUACUCGACCCGUGUGAAGGCCACUUUGUCCAGAGGUAAACUCACAGGGAUCGAGGGUAUGAAGACCAAAGUCUUGGUGUGGGUCAAAGUCACGAGCGUGAACGUCGAGAGCUACAAGUCGGAUAAGGUUUGGUUCACGGCGGGCGUGAAGAAAUCGAGGUCGAAGGAUGCUUACGACACGCCUCGUGAUGCGAUCAGGGUUGUUGAAGUUUCCACUUCUAAAACGGGAAAGCACGGUCAUGCUAAAUGUCAUUUUGUCGCCAUUGAUAUCUUCACCGGCAAAAAGCUGGAAGAUAUAGUCCCCUCCUCUCACAACUGUGAUGUGAGUUUGCUGACUGAAAAUGGUAAUACCAAAGAUGACUUGAGGCUUCCAACUGACGAGAACCUUCUCACCCAGAUCAAAGAAGGUUUUAACGAGGGGAAGGACCUGGUGGUGAGCGUGCAGUCAGCAAUGGGGGAGGAGCAAAUAUGCGCUCUCAAGGACAUUGGUCCCAAGAUUUAUUCCUUCAUUAUGUGCACCUAUUUGUGA